Molecule: messenger RNA, 2217 nt
Organism: Mya arenaria
Lineage: Eukaryota; Metazoa; Mollusca; Bivalvia; Myida; Myidae
Exons: 1
Coding region: 1-2217 (738 amino acids)
Source: RefSeq, a predicted model, not a curated record
AUGAAUAAGAAGAAGGAAAGAAAUGACACAUUUACAGAGAAUCUGUUAGUAAAUGGUGUUACACUAAAAUUUCAGCUAGACACAGGAGCAAGAUGUAAUGUGCUGACGAGAAGAGACUUUCAGGCACUGAAAAUCAACGGACCUCUGAGAAAACCAGCUGCUGCUUUGAGAUCAUUUUCGGGGCAUAGAAUGGUUCCGGAUGGAAUGAUAACAUUGAACUUACAGUGUAAAGAAGAGACACAUGCAGUUGAAUUUUAUGUAGUAGACACAAAGUCACAGUCAAUUCUCAGUGGAGAAACAGCUGAAAGUAUUGGGCUGAUUAAAAGAAUCUACCACAUAGAAGAUGAAUAUAGCACUCUGUUCCAGGGACUAGGAUGUUUACCAAGAGAAGUGAAAAUUGAAAUUGACAAAAAUGCAAAACCAGUAGUACACCCACCGAGAAAAGUUCCGAUAAUGCUUAAGGACAAAGUAAAGGCAGAACUACUGAAAAUGGAAAGACUUGGUGUAAUAGUGAGACAAAAAGAGCCUACACCGUGGCUGAAUAGCAUGGUUACUGUUACAAAACCUGACAAGUCAGUGAGAAUUUGUAUUGACCCAAAAGACCUUAAUAAUGCCAUACAAAGAGAACAUUACCCUAUGAAAACAAUUGAGGAAGUUGUUGCAGAAAUGCCAGAAGCAAAAGUAUUUAGUACUAUAGAUGCAACCUCGGGAUUUUGGCAACUUAAGUUAGAUACUGAAAGUUCCAAGCUGACAACAUUCAACACGCCAUUUGGAAGAUAUAGAUUAUUGCGUGCUCCGUUUGGAAUAAAGUCAAUCCCAGAAAUAUACCAAAGGACUAUGACAGAAAUGAUUGAAGGCCUUGAAGGAGCUCAAGUGAUUGUUGAUGACAUUUUAGUAUGGGGUAAAGAUGAAAAAGAUUAUGAUGAAAGACUUUCAGCAGUGUUAAAAAGGGCUGAAGAGUGGAAUCUGAAAUUGAGCGAGAAGAAAUGUCAGUUUAGGAAAGAUGAAGUAGAAUAUGUGGGUCACAAAAUUACUAAAGAAGGGUUGAAGCCAGAUCCAGAAAAGGUGCGAGCAGUACAAGAAAUGAAACAACCAACAAAUACAAAAGAAUUACAAACAUUCUUAGGGUUCAUCACCUAUCUUCAGAAGUUUCUUCCUAAUAUGUCACAAGUUAGUGCUCCAUUGAGAAAGCUGUUAGAAAAGGACAUAGCUUGGCAUUGGGAAACAGAACAGAAAGAUAGUUUUCAAGCAUUGAAAAAGAUGGCAUCAGAAGCACCAGUAUUGGCAUUUUAUAACAAAGAUGAAACAGUAGUAUUGAACGUUGAUGCAAGUUCCUGUGGGCUCGGGGCAGUUCUACUACAAAACGAGAGACCUGUCGCAUAUGCCAGUAGAGCAUUAAAUAGUACAAUGAAAAAGUAUAGUCAGAUUGAGAAAGAAGCUCUAGCGAUAGUCUUCGGAUGUAAGGAGUUUCAUGAUUACUUAUAUGGAACACAUUUCAUAGUUGAGUCAGAUCACAAACCUCUUGAAAGUAUCUUCAAAAAAUCAAUCACUGAAGCGCCACCACGAGUGCAAAGAUUCGCGAUCGCCUUGCAGAAGUAUGACUUCAAGGUUGUGCAUAAACCUGGAAAGACUAUGCUGAUCUCAGACACCUUAUCAAGGUUGUACUUACCUGAAACAAAUGAUGAACUAGUUCCUGAUCUAUCAGUUAAUGAAGUACAGCUUAAUGCCCAUCUGCCAGUUUCAGAUACAAAAUAUAAUGAGCUGAAAAGGGACACUGAAAAUGAUAGUGAAUCACAGUUACUGCAUAAAAUGCUUGAAGAUGGUUGGCCGCAAAAUAAAUCUCAAACACCAGAACCAAUUCAGAAAUAUUGGGCAAUGAGAGAUGAAAUUACUUCUAUUGAUGGCAUAUUGUACAAAGGGCAGAAAGUUAUCAUUCCUAAAGCACAAAGGAAACAGAUGCUAAUGGUUGUCCAUGAAACACACAUGGGAGUGGUCAAGUGCAAAGCCAGGGCUAGACAAUUCAUGUAUUGGCCAGGAAUGAUGACAGAAAUACAAGAAACUGUUCAAAAAUGUGAAGUUUGUGCAAUUAACGAUAAGAAGAUGAACAGAAAGGAAAGUAUGAUAUCACAUGACAUGCCAGACAGACCAUCAGCAAAGAUAGGAGCUGAUCUAUUUGAACUGAAAGGCCAGCAUUAUUUACUAACUGUUGAUUACUAA